GGAGGCCGGGCCCGCCGGAGAGGGAAGCGAGCGGAUCGCCGGGGCUGCUCGGCUCCUGCGCGCCCUCGCGCUCCCCGCCGCCCGCCGAGGCGCAGGCAGGGCGCAGGCGGCGGCGGGCGGCAUGGAGAGCCUGCUGGAGAACCCGGUGCGCGCCGUGCUCUACCUCAAGGAGCUCACGGCCAUCGUGCAGAACCAGCAGAGCCUCAUCCACACCCAGCGCCAGCGCAUCGAUGAGCUGGAGCGGCGGCUGGACGAGCUGAGCGCCGAGAACCGCAGCCUGUGGGAGCACCAGCAGCUGCUGCAAGCCCAGCCUCCGCCCGGGCUCGUCCCCCCGUCGCCCGCCCUGCUGCCGGCUACCCCGGCCACCGCCGCCACCGCCGCCGCCGGGGCCCAGGAACCGGUCCAGAACCACGGACAGCUCUCGCACGCCGCGCCACAGCCCGCGCCAGAGCAGCCAUCACUUCAACACCACGGACAGCUCCUGGCGCAGCCCCAGCCGGGCCCCAGCAGCAGGGCUCACGCACCCCAGUCGCUCCAUCAGCACCCAGUGGCGCCCGGGGCCGUCGCCGACAAGCAGAAGGAGCGUCCCCCGAGUUGUUGCGCUGCCGCUGGAACUCUCCUUCAGCACAAAUCCCCCGCCGCCCUCGGCAAGGGCGUCCUGAGCAGGAGACCCGAGAAUGAGACCGUGCUGCACCAGUUCUGCUGCCCAGCCGCUGACGCCGAGCAGAAGCCCGCCUGCUCCGACCUGGCCUCCCAAAGUGACGGCUCCUGCGCCCAGGCUGGUGGGGGCAUGGAGGACUCCGUGGUGGCAGCGGCGGCGGUGGCAGCCGGCAGACCCAGUGCCCCUGCCCCGAAGGCUCAAGCCCAGGAGCUGCAGGAGGAGGAGGAGCGGCCGGGGGCGGGGGGUGCCUCCCCGCGGGCUGGCCCCCACCCCAUGGCCUCCCCCGGCCCGCAGCAGCCUGCCCUGGCGACGGCGCUCUGCUCCCACACCCCUGCCGAGCUCUCCCUUGACCUAAAGAAUAAACAGAUUGAAAUGCUAGAACACAAAUACGGAGGCCACCUGGUGUCCCGGCGCGCCGCUUGCACGAUCCAAACCGCCUUCCGCCAGUACCAGCUCAGCAAGAACUUCGAGAAGAUCCGCAACUCGCUCUUGGAGAGCCGCCUGCCGCGGCGGAUCUCCCUGCGCAAGGUGCGGGCGCCCACUGCCGAGAGCCUGGCGGCCGAGAAGGCGCUCAUGGAGGGCUACGGCCUCAUGGGGCUGCCGCUGGUGCGCUCGCCCUCCCUGCCGCCCACCUUCGCGGGCACGCUCACCGAGCUGGAGGACUCCUUCACCGAGCAGGUGCAGUCCCUGGCCAAGUCCAUCGACGACGCCCUCAGCACCUGGAGCCUCAAGACCAUGUGCUCCCUGCAGGAGAGCGGCGCUUACCAGAUCCACCAGGCCCUGCACGCCGGCGCCGGGCCCCCGGGCCUGGGGGCCGAGAUGCGGGAGCCCGAGAGCACACACCCGGGGCCCGGGGAAGAGGCCGCCGAAGCCACCGGCCUGCCCCAGGGCCACAGCAGCACCCUCAUGAUGGCUUUCCGCGACGUCACCGUGCAGAUCGCCAACCAGAACAUCUCUGUCUCCUCCACUUUGUCAGUGGCCAACUGUCUGGGCUCGCAGACGGCCCAGGCCCCAGCAGAGUCCGCGGCCGGCAAAGCCGAGCCAGGCGAGGCCCGGGGACAGGAGGCCGCGGUGGCGACCGCCGCGGGCCAGGGGGACGCGCCCUCCGAGAACACGUGCGCAGAGGCCGGAGCCGGCGGGGUCCUGGGAGCCAACAGAGCUGGGGCCGCGGAGGUGGUGGUGGAGGAGGCCGCGGCCACGGAGGCUGAGGAGCAAGAGGAGGAGGAGGCAGGGGAGGUGGGGAAAGGGGCCGAGGCCGAGGCCGGCGACAACUUGGAGCAGCUGAGCAGCAGCAGCACGUCCACCAAGUCCGCCAAGUCGGGCUCGGAAGUAUCGGCCUCGGCCUCCAAGGAGGCCCUGCAGGCCAUGAUCCUGAGCCUGCCGCGCUACCACUGCGAGAGCCCGGCCAGCUGCACGUCGCCCACGCUCUCCACCGACACCCUGCGCAAGCGGCUCUACCGCAUCGGCCUCAACCUCUUCAACAUAAACCCGGACAAGGGCAUCCAGUUCCUGAUCUCUCGCGGCUUCAUCCCUGACACCCCCAUCGGAGUGGCCCACUUCCUGCUCCAGCGUAAGGGCCUCAGCCGGCAGAUGAUCGGAGAGUUCCUGGGCAACAGCAAGAAGCAGUUCAACCGCGACGUGCUGGACUGCGUGGUGGAUGAGAUGGACUUCUCCAGCAUGGAGCUGGACGAGGCCCUGCGGAAGUUCCAGGCUCACAUCCGUGUGCAGGGGGAGGCCCAGAAGGUGGAGCGGCUCAUAGAGGCCUUCAGCCAGCGCUACUGCAUGUGCAACCCUGAGGUGGUGCAGCAGUUCCACAACCCUGAUACCAUCUUCAUCCUCGCCUUCGCCGUCAUCCUCCUCAACACCGACAUGUACAGCCCCAACAUUAAGCCAGACCGGAAGAUGAUGCUGGAGGACUUCAUCCGAAACCUGCGAGGUGUGGAUGAUGGUGCCGACAUCCCCAGGGAGCUGGUGGUGGGCAUCUACGAAAGGAUACAGCAGAAGGAGCUCAAGUCCAAUGAGGACCAUGUCACAUAUGUCACCAAGGUGGAAAAGUCCAUCGUGGGCAUGAAGACAGUGCUCUCGGUGCCCCACCGCCGCCUGGUCUGCUGCAGCCGGCUCUUCGAGGUGACAGACGUGAACAAGCUGCAGAAGCAGGCCGCACACCAGAGGGAGGUCUUCCUCUUCAACGACCUGCUGGUGAUUCUCAAACUUUGCCCGAAGAAGAAGAGCUCCUCCACGUACACCUUCUGCAAGGCGGUCGGCCUGCUGGGCAUGCAGUUCCAGCUCUUUGAGAAUGAAUAUUACUCUCAUGGCAUCUCUCUGGUGACACUGCUCUCGGGCUCUGAGAAGAAGCAGGUGCUGCAUUUCUGUGCCCUGGGCUUGGACGAGAUGCAGAAGUUUGUGGAGGACCUGACGGAGUCCAUCGCCGAGGUGACGGAGCUGGAGCAGAUCCGGAUAGAGUGGGAGCUGGAGAAGCAGCAGGGAGCAAAGACGCUCUCCUUCAGGUCCGGUGGAGCCCAGGUGGACCCACAGUCGAAGCAGGGAUCGCCUACAGCCAAAAGGGAAGCUGCGCUGGGGGAGAAGCCUGCGGAGAGCACAGUGGAGGUGUCAAUUCACAACAGGCUUCAAACGUCCCAGCACAGCUCCGGGCUGGGGGCCGAGAGGGGAGCGCCGGCGCCGCUGCCAGACCUGCAGCCUAGCCCCUCGAGAGAGCAGCCCCCACCGCUGCCACUGCCGCCACCCACGCCCCCGGGGACCCUGGUGCAGUGCCAGCAAAUUGUCAAGGUCAUUGUCCUGGACAAGCCCUGCUUGGCCCGCAUGGAGCCCCUGCUGAGCCAGGCUCUCUCCUGCUAUGCCUCGUCCUCCUCCGACUCCUGCGGCUCCACACCCCUGGGCGGCCCAGGCUCCCCUGUCAAGGUCAUCCACCAGCCUCCGCUGCCCCCACCUCCACCCCCCUACAACCACCCUCACCAGUUCUGCCCACCCGGCGCCCUGCUGCACCGGCGCCGGUACUCCAGCGGCUCCAGGAGCCUUGUAUAGACUCUGCCACCACGCUGUGGUCCCGGGAGGGCUGGU
Messenger RNA from Ceratotherium simum simum (southern white rhinoceros), 3739 nucleotides. The record is from RefSeq and is a predicted model, not a curated record. NCBI's taxonomy places the organism in Eukaryota, Metazoa, Chordata, Mammalia, Perissodactyla, Rhinocerotidae.